This is a messenger RNA of Salarias fasciatus (jewelled blenny), 4085 nucleotides long. It is a transcript of the gene abhd15a, whose product is annotated as abhydrolase domain containing 15a. Gene Ontology annotation, biological process: lipid metabolic process. The transcript is spliced from 3 exons. NCBI's taxonomy places the organism in Eukaryota, Metazoa, Chordata, Actinopteri, Blenniiformes, Blenniidae. The record is from RefSeq and is a predicted model, not a curated record. The coding region runs from base 341 to 1852 and encodes 503 amino acids. Gene Ontology annotation, molecular function: monoacylglycerol lipase activity; short-chain carboxylesterase activity.
CGUGUGCUCGCCGGUAGGUUGAGGGUUCAGUGGCUCUGAAUGCGCUAAACGUGAGCAUUAUUGUUUUGUUUGAAAUAGCAGUGCGCGUCAUAAAGCGCGGAGCCGCGUUUGGAGCGAGCUGGAAUGAAAGAGACGCUGCGUAACCGCGGCCGCACGCGCGAAGUGACCGGGGACUGGCGCGCUCUGGCACCGGAGAGGAGCACCGAAAGAAGAGACAGAGACCGAGAAGCUUCCCUUGAAGUGGCUCGCAUAAUGUAAAGGUUUAGUUGUCAACUUCUCCGGUCCGAAGUGUGGGAAGUGUCCGUUUUCCGCGUCUCUCUGCUUCCCUCCAGCCGUGCCAAUGCUGGAAUGGCUCGUGGCUUUGUGCGUUGCGAUCCUGGUGGUCUUAGUCUGGCCAGGCUCCAAAUAUUUUGGUCCCGACCGCCAGCCGGAUGCUUUGCUUCAAGGACUGGGGUUUUCUCGGCCGGGAGGGGAUGAUCGGAGCAGGAGGUGCGUCUCGACCCGGGAGGAGAGCGCGCCCGCCGUGGCGCUCAUAUGCAAACCCUCCGCCCUCGCGAACUACCUCCAGAAACACUGCAGGACCUUCGGCGAUUACUCUCCGUGCGUCGGCUGGACGUGGAGGGCCAGCGCUCUCCUCCAGAGCGUGUACGAGACGUGCUGGCCGCACGAGAGCCCGGUGCAGUUUGUGCGGGACAACCUGCAGCUGAGCGACGAGGGGCUGGUGGCGCUGGACUGGGCUGUGCCGUCCUACCAGAGGCGCCGCAGGACGUCCAGCCACUCCACCAGCCCCGUGCUCCUCAUCAUCCCCAACUCUUUUGGGAAGAUCACCAGAAACGUGGUGAAGCUGUGUGAGAUGGCUCUGUCGCACGGUUACCUGCCGGCUGUUUUCAACCGCCGCAGCCACAACGGCACGCCGCUGACCACCCUGAAGCUGCAGCAGUUCGGCGACCCCUCCGACCUGCGCGAGGCCGUGCGCUACAUCCGCUACCGCCAGCCCGCCGGACGGCUGUACGCAGUGAGCGAGAGCUCCGGCUCGGGCCUCCUCCUGUCCUACCUCGGGGAAUGCGGGUCGUCGAGUUACGUGACGGCGGCCGGCUGCCUGUCGCCGGUUUUCCGCUGUCAGAGCUGGUUCGAGGGCGGGCUGUGCUGGCCCCUGCAGUGGGCGCUGGUGCUGUACCAGAAGAUCUGCCUCAGCAGGUACAAGACGGUGCUGAGUGAGACCAUGCAGACAGACGGGCUGUUUUCCAGCUGCUCCUUGCGUGGCCUUGAGGAGGCGAUCUUCUGUCAGAGUGAACGUUUCAACUCGACAUCAGCAUCAACAGGGAUGAGCAGCAGCAGCGGCGGCGGCGGCAGCGUUUCUCCAGGCGCCUGGGAUGCUUACUGGGAGCGCAAUGAACCUUUGCGAGACGUGGACGAAGUCGCUAUUCCUGUUCUGAACAUCUGCGCCCGGGACGACCCGGUACGCGGAGACACCCAGGCCACCGUCCCCCUGGAGCUCUUCGAGACAAACCCACAUUUUUUCCUGCUUCUCACUGAGCGCGGAGGCCACUGCGGUUUCUCCACCCGGUCCGAGGGCGGCGGAGCCGGGCCUGCGGCCGCACCGGGCAGCGGGACGGAGAGACAGGGGAGUAACUGGAGCCACAGGGCCCUUCUGGAAUUCUUCAGGGCGACCACAGACUUCUUCAACGCAGAGGAGAGAGCGAAGCAGCUCGCCGCCAGGAGGAGGGGGCUGGGCGGAGGAGCGGUCGGGAGGGCUUUUCGCAACCGCAGCGUUAGUACAUGCAAAAGAGUGCCAGCUUGUUCCCAUAAUAUCCAUGCCAUUUACAACUGGCAGAGGUCCUACACACGAUGAGGAGGAUUAAUGGACAUGAAAGGUGCCCUGUGGAGUUUUACAGCAGUCAAACAGAUCGUUAAACCUUCUUUCCAGUUUUUUUUUUUUUUUUCAACCCUGGAUUAUACAUUGUUUACAUCCACGUUUAUAAAAAUAGGCUUCUUUCUCAGCAGCCCUGCGUCUGUGUGGCUUGAUCUAGGAUGCCAUUGGUAUGGCUGUGUGUCAACGCCAAGAGAAAACAAUCCCGGGGCUGAACUUGCAGCACGAUAAAAAGUCAAAAACUCCACAGGGCACCAUCAACGGUCUGCAUUGAUGCUCUCCGAUGGAUUUUGGAUUUGCACUUUGCCUGUGUGACGUUCAUCCACAAAGUGUUAUGACAACCUAAACUCGAAAGAAAAAAGAAAAGAAACUGCUGGGGCUGUGAAUUAUCACAGUAGUGAGUGGAAGUGCUGCCCUUGUGUUCCCCCUGUUUUUUAAGCUAAAAACCACUGAGAUAAAAAUAGACUGGCCCUGUAACUGCAUUGUUGUGGUAGUUAUAUUUAACUGCUGAAGUGUUGAUGCUGAACUCAGUAUGAAAAGUCUAUUUAUUUUUCUACAAACAGACUGAAGUGUCUUCAGUGCCAGCGGGUCAACAGUCUUAUCACACAUACAGUACGAUCACUGAUUCAGCUCAUCUGCCUCACUGUUUAAACAAUAACGUGUCAAUCUGAACUGCCACAGUCCAGUAACAACAUUAUAACCAGUAUUGUGUAGUUCCCCCUUUAUUAGCGCCAUUCUGCAAGAGCCGAUGCUUCUCUAUCAGAACCAGGAUACAUUUCCGGGUCAGUUUGAGCUUCAGCGGUUCAUCUUCACUUCCCACAUGCGUGAUAGUUUUGACCGCCUGAGACCCUUUGACUGUUUCACAGCUUGAUAAAUGCUGUUAAAAUGGCCAAUAUUGGUGGUCAGUGUGACCGCAGGUGGCUGGAAUAGUGAUUACGAGCAUAGUGAAAGGAAACCAGUGGCAGAGUGUAAAGAGUGACGGGAGCAGCAGAGCGUGGCGGACCAAGAAGACCACAGUGUCGCUUCCUGUGUCAAAUCUCAAUUUGACACUUUGUCUUAUGUCAAGUACUGUAUUUAAUGUAGAUUCUGUACAAAACUUGACACAGCAUGAAUGUAACAUUGAUCAGCCGUAAUAUUAUAACCACCUGACCUAUUAUUGGCAAAAGCGGCAUUCUCCUCUGCUCCCGUUUCAGCCACAGUAACUCCCCACACAGGCCAGUCUUCACCUCCCACCCACACGAAUGUCAUUUAGCCACCAGUGUCUUUUAGCACUGUCCACUGCUUUUCCUUUCUUGGAGCCGUUUUGAUUAGCAGUGGCCACUGCAGAUGGGAGCAUCCCACACCACUUGCAGUUUCCCAUCACCAUGUGGAACUUAUCCCAUCAAGUACAUUUCCCACUUCUAAAUCAUCAACUUUGUGGACACAGUGUGCGUUAUUUGCUUCAGCUGUUAGUGGUUUAAGUGUUAUGACUGGUCGGAGUAUUUAUUGGGGAGGAGGCAUCAUGUUUAUAGACAUAAGAAACCAUUUGAAAUGACUUAGUUAUAAUAUUUAAGGAAGGAAUUCUCUGUUUUCAUCUAUUAUCAUUGUGCAAGUUAAACAGAGUUUACUGUGAAUGUUAUUAAAUGUUCUCAUGUGUGAUGGAAAAUAUCUGUCCAGCCCCCAGAAAAGAGGAACUUGUUUGUGAUUGUUAGCCAGUCUGCUUUUACAGGAAAAUGUGUGUCAUGUGCUUUUGGUAUUUUAAUGAAGUGUAAGGCUGGAAACAUUUAGUCUGAUCUCCCCUUUCAUUACAUAAACUUGGCACUCCACGUAUUAUUUCCCUCGCUGAUCACAGUCUGCAGGUGGUGAGGGAGUUGGUGUCAUCUGGUUUCACACUGUGAUGAAGAAUUCAAGACUUUUCAUUUCCAUAAACCAUUCCUCCACGGUUUGAUCGGGACUAAUAAACAUUUUAUGUCAGUUCCCAGAGGUGGAGCGACUUCAACUGGCAGCUUAAUGAUUUACCGAGCAGGGAAAGGCUGUGGUCUAUUGUAUCCAGCUGCGUACGUCAGCACACCAAACCACCAAACACUGUCUGUAAAAUGAAUCUUCUGGAAUUUAAGAAAACAUGCUACACACGUUAAAUGCCAUCUAUUGAGUCAUUUUACCCAUUUAUGAUUAUUUGAUACUGUAAAAUUUUUUUUUUUUUUGGCCUUAAAAUUGUAAUAAAAUGUACAAGUGA